Molecule: messenger RNA, 4305 nt
Organism: Vespula pensylvanica (western yellowjacket)
Lineage: Eukaryota; Metazoa; Arthropoda; Insecta; Hymenoptera; Vespidae
Product: MATH and LRR domain-containing protein PFE0570w-like
Exons: 9
Coding region: 7-4071 (1354 amino acids)
Source: RefSeq, a predicted model, not a curated record
GUAAAUAUGCGGACAAGAAAGAAAUAUUCUCUAUCUCCUAAGACAAAAAUUAUAAGAAGAAAUUCUAACCGUAAAAAAGAAAAUUUAUCAAUCCAAUAUAAAAAUUUACAAUCAAAGUUAGGAUUAAAAGAUCUACGUAUCAUCUUGCGUGAUAUUGCUGCAGACAAUUUAAUUCCACCGCAUCAGCAAUAUUUGAUUACUAAAAGAAUUAACUCUGCAAAGGUAAUUAAUAAACGUAAGAUAAGUACAAAUAAAAAGACCAAUUUGAAGAAAGGAAAAUCUUCAGUUAAUGGUAAUAAAAAAUUAAUACGUUCUAAAGUUAAGUAUACUUCAAAAACUAUUAAAAAAAAAUCUUGCUUGAGAACUAUUAGAAAACAUGGCUCAAAGAAAAAAAAAGAAACGAAAAAAGAAUUGGACAAACAAUUAAAUGUUGAUACAAAUUUAUCAUAUACGAAAGAACGAGAAACUUGUUUCGUUAAACCCUUACCCUCAAUUGAUAAUGACAAUGUAGAAAAACGUAAAUUAAAUAUAAAUAACACUGUUGAAUAUACAGAGAAACAUAAAAAUACAAAUUCAUCUAUUGUUACCAAGAGUUAUAAAAUAAAUUUAUUUUCUGAUACAUCUGAUGAAAAAGUAUCGAUACCUGAUACAAGUAUUACAAGUGAAUUAAAGAAUCAUGAUUUAAAUUCCAAAGAAAAUCCAGAUAUUGACUUUAUUAAUAAUCAAAAUUUGAAAGAUGAAUAUUUACAUGAGAAAGCGUAUAGAAAAUUUUCAGAAGAGAUGCAAAUUGUUCCUUUGAUCUCGGAAGAUAUAAAAAAAGUGGAUGUUCAAAGUUCCAAGAAAGAAAAAAUAUUACCAGAAGUAAUAAAUAAUAUUUUAAUUAAAAAUAUAAUAAUACUAGUAAAAGAACAUGAUAACAAUAGUACGCACACGUCAAAUGAUUCACAGCAUAUGAAUUAUUCUACAGACACAAUAUCAAAAGUAAAAAUUAAUGAGUGUUCCUUGGUUGAAGAACCUAAUAGAGUAAUCGACCUAACAGUAGAUAAUGUACACGAAUUUAUUGAAAGUCGCAAACAGAGUUAUCUGUUCCAAUUACAAAUUAAUAAUUCAUCAAAUAUAGCUGCCACAAAUGUUUGCAACUCGAUUAAUGAUAAGACUACUGAUACAAUGUUACAAAUUAAAGAAGAUAGUGAAUCUGUUUCUCAUAAAAAAAGAAACUGGCUUGGACAAAAUGAAGAAGUGCAAUUUAAUAAGGCUAGUAAUAAAAAAUUUAAACUCGAUAGAACGUAUAUACAAGAAAAAAGUUGUGAUAUGAAAAAUAAUUUUCUAUUUAACAGUAAUAAUAGCUGUAAUACAUUCUCCAAAUGUGAUGACCUAAAUAAAAAUGAUAAUAAUGUGCUACAAAAUACAGAUGAUCAUAUAACUUCGAAUUCUAAUAAUAAUAGUAACACUCCGUAUAAAGCACAACUUAUGCAAGAAUCAAUUAAGACUGAUUUUGAUGCAAAGAAGGAUGUUUCUAAUAGUUUAUACACAAUAUUUGAUUUAGAAAAUGAAAAAAAUGAAUCAAUACCAACGAAAGAACAUAGUACAAAUACAGGAAAUAUUGAUGAAGACAAUUUGAAUGAAGCUAGAGUAUUAGCUUGCAGAACACAACUAGAUGACCAAGAGCAAGUAAAAAAUAAAACACAAGAUGAUACUAGUGAUGAUGAUUGUAUUUCCCUAUAUGCCGAAACAUUCAUAACUCGAGACGAGAUUUUUAUAUUAAAUAAUGAAAGUAAAACAAUAACUGAUUGUAAAAAUUAUAAAAUGAUAGAGAGUGAUCAGAAUACUUUGGAUACAAAUAUACAACAUAAUAUUUUAGAAAGCCCUAAAAUAUUUGAUACUUUUGCAGAAUCAGAUAUUUCACUAAAUAAAGAAUUUUCCAAUUCACAGGACACGAUGAAAUAUGAUAAUAUACAAACAAGUGAUAUUUCUUCUACAGAUAUAUUAUCUGCAAAUGCUAAAACCACUACUUCUAUUAAUUCUGUUUCAGUAAAUAAUAAUAAAGACUCAUUUUUUAAUAAUAAUUGCAAUGCAUACAAUGCUAAUAGUGUUUCUAAUGAUAAAACUGUAAUUCAACAUAUUAAGAAAAUACAACUGUGGAAAUAUAAGAAAUAUAUAAAGGGAUAUUGUUAUUGUUUUAUAAAAAAUGGUCUUUGCCUUAAAAAGAAGUGUUUUUAUAAACAUGACUUACAAAAAUUAAUUGAUAAAGUGAUCUGUGAAUGUAACCAACAUCUUACUAAUGUAAUAGAUCAUUUAUGGUCUUUGGGAUAUAUAUAUUUUGUAGAAAUACUAUAUAUUCGAACUGUAGAACAAUUUGAUAUAACUUCUAUUAUGAAUAUAUAUAAAAAGUUUUAUUUACAAAAAAGGAUACAUUUACAAGUUAUUUCUGCUACAAUAAAAGCAUUCUUGAAGAAGGGAAUGAAUCCCAGUCAUGUAGUAAAUAAUUUGUGCAAAAGUAUUACUCAUAAUGAUAAUUUAACACCAUAUUAUAUAAUGAUUUCGAUGAAACAAAGAAUAAAAUCCAGUGAUUAUUGGAACACCUUGCGUACUCUAUUUCGAUUUGUAAAACCGGACAAAGAAAUUAUUGAACCGAUAUUAAAUGAUUGCAUAAUAAAUCACAGGAAUAUUCAAGAUGUUUACAUAAACUUAAUAAAAAAGUUACAUCCUAAUGAAAUAAAACGAUUGGAUAAAAAUUUAAUGUCAUCUUUUAAUAAUCUAUUGCAACAUCAGUAUCAAAAUUGCUACGAUGAAAUCUCUCCAAAGUCAAUAGAUAAUAAUGAAAACUUUUGUAACAAACCAUAUACAUUACAUUCAAUAAGUAAUUUAUCUAAACCACACUCUUUGUACAGGGAUAAAUUUUGGCAUUUACAUCGGAUGCUAAAUAAUCUAAAGGAAAAACUGUUACACGAAGAUUAUGACUAUGUUAUUAAUAUGCUAAAUAUGUAUCAAGAAACAGAUAAUGAUCAAUCAUUAUAUUCACGUUCUUGCUUUCGAAUAUUCUGUACGGAAAUAAAACACUCAGAAUAUUAUAUAUCUAAGAUUAUUAAACACGCAGUCCAAACCGGUGCGAUCAAUGUUGUAUCUAAAAUAUUGGAUAUUGCCAUAUAUAUUUUAACGAAAUUAGUUAUAGACGAAAUUUGGAUACAAGCAUAUAAAUUACUGGAAAUCUUACAGAUAUGUAAUGUGUAUCAUGAUGCUGCUUUUGUUAUCUUGUCAGCUGAAAUUUAUUUAGCAAAUAAUCAAGUUAUUAAAGCAUUCAUGUUACUUAAGCAAAGCAAUAUAAUAAGUACAAAUCGUAAAAAUUGGAAUGUCAUAAGUAAUGCAGAAGAUUAUUAUCUUAGAACAAAUAUAAUAAGUAUUUUAUUGGAUGCACUUUGUGAGGAAUCUUCAGAAUAUGCAUUUUUUAUGUUUCAAUUUUUAGUCAAAGAUCAAGUUAACAGUUUUGAACCUAUAGAUCUUGCAUGUUACGUAGACAAAUUGAUGUUAAAAUUUUUAACAAAAAAAGAAACCGAGUUGAUUGUUAAAAUGGGAUAUAUGAUAAUUGAAUAUAAUUUCACAUUUAUUAAUAACGUGACAUGUCGUGCAGCAAUAGCAACUUUAGUUUACAGUGAUAUUAUGCUUGCUAAACAAUUGUAUCAAUAUGCAUCUGGUCUUGGCAUAUAUAGGACAAUAGAGAUAUCAUCUGUUAUACGCAUCUUAAUAAAUUCUGAUUGGGUAGAAGAAGAAAUAUAUCUAUUGUUUCUGGAUUUUUUUCGAAGACUUGCCAUGAAUGUUGGUCAUACUAUCGAUCGUUUUAACCCUAUGGAGCUAUCUAUAUAUAUUAUUUUUGAGGACAUACCAACAGAAGCAAACCUUUAUUAUGAAAAAUCCUAUGAUCAAGAAAAAAAACAAAUAAAUAUUAGUAAACAAUUGGUAAGACAGGUAUUACAUACUCAGUUUGAUCCAUCAUUAACAAUGACAGGGAAAGUAAAUGAUACAAUAGUGAAAUUGAACAGUACGUCAGUUAUAGAUUAUUUAAAGUAUACAUAAGAAUUAUGUUUGAUAAAAAUGUAUACUUCAAAAUUAUUGUUUCGGUCCAGAUAUAUAUAAAAACUUUAUAAGAUCAAGUACAAUUCUUUAAACUUUUUUGUUUAUUAAUCUCAUUACAUAAUGUAUCUAUAAUAUGUCUGAAUACAUUUAUGAUAGACUAUACAAAUUGUCUAAAAUUUAGGAUCCAAGUAAUAUUCGAUGACAAAUAUCUACAUAUAUAUAUAUAAAUAUACG